Ictalurus punctatus (channel catfish) is the source of this 10101-nucleotide messenger RNA. RefSeq names its product ciliogenesis and planar polarity effector 1 (gene cplane1). NCBI's taxonomy places the organism in Eukaryota, Metazoa, Chordata, Actinopteri, Siluriformes, Ictaluridae. Gene Ontology annotation, molecular function: protein binding. Gene Ontology annotation, cellular component: ciliary transition zone. Gene Ontology annotation, biological process: cilium assembly. The transcript has 54 exons. The record is from RefSeq and is a predicted model, not a curated record. Bases 370 to 9654 code for a protein of 3094 amino acids.
CAGAUUCAUGUGUGAUUUGUUCAAGUGUAAUAAUCCUCGUUGACAGCUGUGAACUGUUCCUGUGCGCGGGCGCGCUGCGCGCUCUCGUGUCGGCGUGAACGCGUCUUGUUCCAUGGCAACGAAACUGGGAAUCUGUGUAGAACCGGAAGUGGAGGGAAAUUCGAAAGAAAAGAGCAAAACAAACCCGUUAUGAAUUCUAAACACACAUCACCUCGACUUGUUUUGUGGUAUUUGGUUAAUUGUUGAAUUCUUUCAGAGAUGGAAAUUGAAGCGCUGUUGAAUAAAUAAUCAAGACAUGACCUGCAGUCAGUUAAAAAGCAGAAAACGCGGACGAGCGUGUGAAGUCUCUCUCAGAUUUAGACACCGAACAUGGAGGUGAAGUUCGAGGUGCUGGUGUCGUCUAGCAUCAAGAGGAGAAACCCAUGGCCGAGAUUUUGUUGGCUGGGAAAGGAGAAGGAAGGCCUCUUUCUUUUGGAUGACCGUCGGAUCAGUGAGAUCAAUUUACGCUCAGGACAGACCAAGAAGAAGAUCCCAAAACUGCAGCGGCUGCUACCGAGAGUGCUGACGAUGUCCAGCUCUCGAAACGGUACGUGGCUGGCUGGGAUAUUAGUCUCCGGAGAGGUGUUUCUGUGGGACAGAGAUAAAGACUCCUUAAAGACGGUCGCAUCGGUGCCUGCGGUGUAUGAGCUGGCCUCUGCUGGUAAAGCGACCUCCCAGCGCCUGUCUCUGCUGGUCUCAGGGGAUGGACGGAGGGUUCUCGUGGCCUCUUUCACCGGACAGAUUUUCCUCUGGGAAUGCCUGGCUCGUCAGGAUCUAGACAGUCUCCGGGACAACACCGUGAAGGGACGCUGGAGUCAGAUAGCACCCUCUGAAAAUUCACAGCUUCCCUCCGUUAGAGAUAAGGAAGCAUGUCUUCACUGCGCGUUUGUCCAGAGCCAGGCCGUAGGUGACGUCUGCCUGAGCGCUUUCGUCUUCACCGCCGGAGAACAGCUGGUUGUCACCUUCCUGAAGAUUCAAUGGGAAGAGGCCUGGAAAAACAGUUUGAAAGAAUACAGCGUCGAUUGGGUCACCAAGUCCUACGCGCUCGGCCAUCUUGUUCCUCCAUGUCGGUCUGUGAAAUCCAGAGGAGCCCUAGUGCCGGCAUUCUCACCCGAUGGACAACUGUUAGCGAUAAUCCUUAACCAGAAAGACCCAAGGGCUACUCAGGCGUUAUUCAUAAGCGUGCAGAACUUUGUGACUGUAUCCAGCUCACUGGGAGGAUGUGGCAGUAGAAAGCUCUCAAUCCCACCCAAAUAUGUGCGGUCGUACUGGGUGAGCUGCGUGAGUUGGACACCGGAAGGUCUCUAUCUGGCCUGUAUACUGAAGAGAGGCUCUGUCCUGAUGCUGGCCCGCUUAGGAGGGCUGGUCUCUCUCUCCACAAGUGGGUGUGACAUUGAGUUUGGCCCCGCACACUUCCUGCCUCUUCAUCCGUUAGUCACGUACAGACCUCCAGUGCCUUCACAGCCACCAGAUGAUGCCUUGUCCAGCUCCAGCGUGUCCCUGCGUGACCCGAUGAGACAGCGGUACUCUGUGACCUGGCACCCGAGGCUGCCUUGUCUCAUCGUGUCUGACGGCUACAUGGUGACGGCGCUGAACAUGUCCGGCCGGCCCGCCUCUUCCUCGCUGAUGAGCAGCUUCCUGACAGAGACGGCUCAGGCGCUGGAGAGAGUGCGCGAGAUCGUUCACUCGGAGCUGCCCCAGGUGAAGUCCAAACUGGAGUCCAUGUCUACACUGAAGCUCACAGCCAGUCUGUUGGUACUGAGAGAGAGAGAGACGCCGGAAUCGACACUGCCUCUAUUUUUACGAGGGGGAGGAGGCACAGGAGGCUCGAGGCUGAUGACGGAGAGGAUUGAGGACGAUGAUGGCGAUGACUCGGACGAGGCUCGUCAUGCCGGCUCGGUGCCGGAGGACGGCGGCAGGUUAGAGUUCGCCUCGAUGUUCGACACCCUUCACGCCCAGUCCCAGGCUGAGUCGGAAGAUUGCGCCCGAGAUUCCUCAGCUCUCCUGGAGGAACUGACCAGGGCACAGCGGAGUUUGAUAACCGCCUGGGCUCUCGGUGUUUCGCUCGUUCACGCUACGGAUCAGAGGGAGCGCAUGCUGAAAUACACCGUCACCUGCGCCGUUCGUUUGGCUCGCCUUCUCCGGAUUGCCGAUCCACUGAUACAACCUUACAGACAAAAUAGUGUGUUCGAAUUCCUCAGGUCUCUGCUCUCGUUUCUCCCGUGGGACUCCACCCGCAAAGGUGGCACCAGCUGCUUGGGGGUCGUUUUGGAUCUCGCGCGACGUUUUGUUCAUCUUUUUCUCCCUCCGUCAGUUUGUUCCUCUCAGAACUUCAUAGCGGCGCUUUACGUCCUCCGGGAAGCAUCGAAGAUUCUGGACCAGACCUACAGUCUACCACAGAAAGCAGCGCGGCAAGUAGAGGACGAUCCUUGUCCUUCGGACAUCUUCUCCAUCUCACUGUUACAGGAUGACAAGGAUACUGAAGCUGUGAGCUCUCCGAUAUCUCUCUCAAGCAGACCGUCGAAUAGAUUGGUGGCGGUAUGGCGAGACAUCUACAGACAAGCCUUGCGGUACCGGGACGAGUUACGGAGUGGUAGAAGUUUAGGGAGUCGAAACGGGGAACUGGAGAACAUGUCGAAGGUGAUCUCUCAAAUCCAACAAUCGCUGCAGAGCGCCGGAGACCGUCUGGAGGAAAGUCCUGCACUUUACAGCGUAACAGGAGAGGAGCACUUCAUUUCUGGUGACUACAGCGAGUGUGCCCAGGUUUGGCGAGACCAGCUGUGGGAAGAGACCGCAAAAGCUGGGCCGAGGACAGUCUUCCUGGAGACGCGCUACUGUCUGGCUCUUCUGUUUGACCAGCUGUUUCAGUAUAGGCUGAGGGAGGCGCAGGCCUUGUGUGACACCAUGGCCAAGCAGCUACUGACUUCAGAAGAUACUGUAGCGACGCUCGCGGACGAGGCUCAGUCUGAGCCGUGGCUCCCGCAGCGGGUGAAUAGCGAGGCUGCCUGUGCUGUGGUCCAGUCUCUCGGCAGGUUCAUGGCAUCCUACUUCACCAAUCAGCCGCUAGCCGUCUUCCCACCGCACAACGUGGACGUCCUGCCUCCUCUACAUCUGCCACAGCCGACGGGCCGGCGCACGGUUACUCUCAGUCAGUGGCGGGUGGCGGCCGCCGUGAGAUCUCAGCACCUCUCGGGCAUGUGGACGGUGGAGUAUGCUCUGGAGCUCCUCCUGCUGGGUGGGCUGAUUCCUGAAGCAGCGUGGCUGGCUCAGAGUUUGGGUGACUGGAAGAUGGCUGCCUCUCUUGGUCUGGCUUACACCACAUACUGCAGACUGCACUAUGAUUUCAGCAGGUUGCAGUGGAAAGAGUUGCACCUUCCUGCAGAGCUGCAGCCUGGCUUUAUCUUUCAGACUCAGCUGGAGUCGUUAUUGGACUGCAAAGUGUCAUCUAACAGACAAGACAAGGCCUCGAAAAGCCUCCCAGAUGUCGUUGAAGUCGAGGACGCGGAGCUGCUCCACGCGUACGCACAGGAGAUCCUGAAGGCUUCAGUCAUGGCAGACGUGGACGUCGUGUCACGGCCUCUCACCAAGCUGUUGGAAUCAGCCAAGGAGCAUGCGUCUUCGUUCACUGCUCUGGUUCCCCCUGCAUUCUACCUCCCUGCACCUCCUUUGUACUGUCCACAGCCUGCUCCUGACCCACAGGACUCCACCGGUGACGUGUUGUCGGUCUCGGAGAGGGAGUCACGUUGUCACGUAGCUGCAGUGUUACAGCGAGCGCUGCUGCUGUUCAGAGCCGCUCGCUGCUCCCGGCCGGCUGUGCAGUGGUACGUCAGCGGCCUGCGUCGAUGCCGUAAACUCUUUCGCAAGGUCAAGAAGGCGAACAAGCAGCCUAAAGAUGACCUUCCAGAAGGGUUGAAGAAGUUCACUAAUCGCCACGGGUUUUUCCGCUCCAGGUCCAGAGACACGAACAGUGUCGUCAUACGAACGAUAGUGUGCUUUAGGGAAUUAUGUGGGCUGUGCUGGAUGCUGCAUGUUCGUGACCAGCUCACAGUCUUCUGUAGAAAGUACCAAGCUGCAAGGAACAAGACUCAAGACACUCGGGUGACCGGUAACGGCGUGUGUGAAUUGCGCGAGGAGGUCCUGCGCUGGGCGCGUCGCCUUCUGCCUUUCUCUCGCUUCCUGAAUGCAGAAGAGACGUUGCAGGACUUGGUGCUCAGCCUCGUGGCCGAGCUGCCCGCCAUCCCGACGGUGGCAGAGACAUUAGUCACAGUGUUUCCUGAUGAGGAGGAAUCCGUCCGGGUGCCUCUAAGAGAGAAGUACGCCUCGCUGCUGCAGAGGUUAAGUUCCAGCACUGCGCAGGAUAAUACGGCAACGCAAGCCACACAGGCAGGUAGUACGCAAGAGGAAAAGGAGGGAGCGACAGUGAUUCUGCUGAUUCGGGAGCAGCGGAGGCAGCGGGUCCGAGAGGGGCGCCGUCUGGCGAGGAGCAAGAUCCCACCAGAGCGGCAUAUCUGGGAGAGGGAGGAAGACGAGGAGAGGGGAGGAGCCAACGCCAUAUCUGACCGGUUCUCACGGUGCGCUAGCUUGAGUAACAGUACGCUCACAGACUCUGAGCGCCCCCCGGUGAGCAGUGAGGCUGACACUGCUGAUACAAUAUCAGAGCCUCGUUCACCGGAACUGCACAAUAGGUCUCAUCCCAGCUCCGCGUCAGCCGAACCUGAGAACACGUUCAAAUCAAACGAUGGAAGAAAAAGAGAUGUAACGGAGCGAGAGCACAAACGUUUCACCUUACCCUCUGUGGGAACGUGGCCGUUUGAACUCGAGGACGAGGAGUAUCCGUGCUUUUUGGAGCUUUUCCUAAGCUACGUGUUGGAGAAGGACAGCCCGGACACUGAGGAAUCCGAGCUUCCUUUGCUGAGUAGCUUCUCGUCAUGUCUGUGCGACCGAGAGCUUCGCUCUGAUGCUUUCGAAGUGCUGACGGCGAUCAAAAGACGGCCGGCUGGCCGGAAAAAGGGUGUGCGGCUUCCCGCGUUCCGUGCUGGCGGCUGCUUUCACGUUCUUCCUGAGACUCCCGAGCCGCUGGCCUCCAUCAUCGGUCCUCCUCCGUCCGUCAUCAGUGAAACUCCCACAGCUCGAAUCAGCACAGGUGCUCUGCCUCUUCCUGGGAAACAACCAGGAUUGUUUAGCCUUCGACGACAGAACGAGACGCCGCUCAGACAGAACGUAAUAACCACGGAGCCCGGUCCUAUUCUGAACUUAAUCCCAGGGAUCCCUCAAAUAGAGCGCUGGCCCUUUAAGACGAUCCUCCGCCCUGACGUGGACCUACAGCUGGAGCUGGACGCCAAAUCGGAGGCCCGGUUUCCCCAGCUGGCCAGGCUGCUGGAAUGGAUGCUGCGCUGGGCAGACAGAAGUGUCCUGCUCACGCAUUCCAGCAGGAAGAAGACGGGGAAUGCCGUCGAGCCAGUGGUGAUUAGGGCUAAAACUUCGGCUCCCGCAGUGCUCUCCGCUCUGAGGCUGCUGGAGCAGAGAUACACCAAAGCCCAACUGAGGACCGACGAACACUACACUCAGAUUCGGGUCCCAGAAGCUCAAGCCACUGUGGCUCCUGUCCUGCCACUGGAGUUAGGCUGGAAGCGCGAGAGAGAGAGCAGCGUGGACACCGGCUAUCCUUCCGCCUCAGCGGGGACUCCCGUCACCCUGCCUGAUCUGGACCCUCCUCAUGGACACACUUCUAAGGGGUGUGAGCCCGAGGGUCUUCCGGAUGAGCCGAGUCUCUCUCACUCGUACGGGCACGAGGACGCGACGUCCGACGUGGAGAUAAGAGAACGAAGUGUUAGAAGAGUGAAGGAACCACUCCCAGUGGGUGAAUUAGACAGUGACCGUAGUGUUGUGGAGAAUCUGGAAGAGUCUUCAGUUGGGUCAAAUACUUCAGUACCGAUCGGGACAAAGGGCAAAACACGUAGACCCAGAGACCAGCCUUUAAAACUAUCAGAUUUAGAAUACUCCAAGUCAUCCGAUGACCCCUGCGACUCGCGCUCAAAGGACGUUGGAACAUUGGAUAUUGAACUUGCAGAACCAGGAAAGGAACCAGAAAAUAGUCCUGUACAUGAGGCUCCUGAACCUGAGCCUGAGCCUGUUCAGCCGCGUGAGCAGCAGCUCCACUCUGUGUCAAAGCCUCCGGCUGAACCAGGGACCGUGAGUCAUCCUCCGAGUGUCCAGAACGGAGAAACCAUUCACCCUGAACCAGUCAGACAGCUGCUCCAGGAUGAGCUUUUCCGAUUAGUACAAUUGCAGCAACUCAACUUCAUGAGUCUUAUGCAAGUGGUGGGAGCCUCGUUCGCCAGCGUGCCCCUCUCCCACGCCAACUCGCUGCUUUCACAGCUCAGCGUUCCUGCGUCUCAACCUGCACAACCGCAAACUCGACCCACUGUGGCUCAGUCCUCAGAUCCUCCUCCCUACAACACGAGAUUAGGGAAGAAGCCAGACACUGUUUCUGAGCUACACAGCAGGACUCCCAGAGCUUCUGAUCAGCAGUGGAUGGAAACAGAUCCCGGUCUGAAUACUCCUGAAGAAAGGAGAAGACUCUGCCCUGAGGAACUCCAACGGCUGACCGUUCAUCCUGGUCCGUCACAGAACAGCCGGGAAGAAGGACGUCGUUUUAUUCCUCCCUCUCAAAGACUUCUUACCGCAGUAGACAGUCAAGCCCCGCUGCAAGCACCCCAGCUGAAUCAUCCCCCUGAAACGGUUCCGAUUAUACAGGGGUUCAAACUUCUCCGCUUGCCCCCUCCUCAAUCUCCUCCUGCCCCUGUAAGAGAGGCCUGGGGCCCGAAGCAGCACAAUCCUACCAUGUACGGGAGGUCUGAGAGCUAUCAGAGGCGUGCUGAGCCGACGGCACAACCCGCACACCGAAAUCUGAAUCAGUACAGCGUACGGACUCGAGCUUACACUUCGUCAGACAGGGGGACAGAACGAGAAGCAGUCCGUCUGCCUCCUGCCCCCAGCGUGGCAGUACCAGAUAUUGGGCUCCCACUGCUGCGUUUCCCCCCCAGCACCCAAGUCCGACCCAUCCAGCUGCCCAGGAUCGCUUCGUCUGCCCCCGUGAGGCUGCACACAGCAGGAACGGUUUCCGAGUGCGUCUUUCCCAAACCGCACUUACUGCGUGUCGAGCCUGAGCCAUCUCGUACUGGUCUGAGAUACGGCGCACCUCCUCGGCCCACUCCUCGCUUAAUCCCCCUGGAGGAGCUGAUGGCCUGGGCAGCGGGAACGAAACAGGAAGUGAAUUCUACGCUCCGACUUCUCAAGGCAACGACGCAAACGUCGCAGAGCAAACUCACGGACACGCCCUCCAUCAAAAGGCUUGAGAGGAGAGAACGUAAAAAGAACGAGGAGAAGGCCGUGUCCUUCAUACCGGAUGAUUCUAUAAUCCCUCCACCUCAGGAGCCUGAAGAAGACAGAUCUGCUCCAGAUGAUGGCUAUGCCAUUCCUUUAGGUCCCUUCGAGUCGACGCUGACUGGGCAGAGACUGCUUGCUGAAGCGCAGGCCACGUCGGCGGAGCUUCAUGCUUUCGCAGCCACGUGCAAACGACCUCCUGAAAUCCAGGAUGCCUGCACUAACACAGAGCCGGCCUCGCCUCGCGUCACCACCGAUAAAGCCGUCUCAGCCCAGCUUCCCGUGUCUCCUGGUUCUCCGUCUGCACGUGCUGGACAUGUGGACAUUAACGUUGCUCCUGCUGCUCCCCCUGAGGUCUUCCUGAACCUUCGCACCUCUGAGGAAACGGUUCCAGAGCAGCCAGAGAGCUCAGGAGACGCAGAGGGAAAAUCCCGUACGAGCGCUCACGGCCGGGAGGAUCGCCCUCUAUUACAGGGCCUGCCGUCUUCCCGAACCCCUGUCCAGAGCCAGUCCUGUUCUCCACCUACAUCCGCUCAGCUUCACCUUCUAGCAGCUUCCGUGGUCAACUCGACCCAGAGCAACACCGAGAUCAGAACAGAAGAGCACACUGAUGGAUCACCAGGUUAUUCAGUAACGUUCACUCCUCCUGCACUUGUGCUCUCGGCGCCGGACACCGGCGGAGAUCCAGUCACGGUGAAGGCGCUGACUGAAUUCGGGACCGAACAGGAAGCCGUGCCGGCGGGCCGCUCGGUAGACCGUGCGUUUUCUCACAGCCAGGUCUCGGCACAUCUCUCCGAGAUGGACGCCCGACUGGCAGCUCUCCAGAGCAUCGCAGACCACAUGGACAGAGAAUUUGCCAACACCAGGCUGCUGGUAAACACCAUAGACGCUCUGACGCCGGUUGCGAUGGCCAGUGUGGAAGAGGAGCGUGCUCAUUCCAGCAUGCCGAGAGUUACGACGGAAGGAAAGAGACGCACAGCUAGCGUGAGCACGCACGAGGAGGAAGAAGAGCGGGGACGCUUUUCGUCUUCCACACCGAACGGUGGUGUUCCUCCACGUCAGAGGGGGCGCUCGUCUCUCUACCCAGCCUCGCCGUCCAUACACAGCGUUGUCCACCGACGCCACAUGACCCCUGCAGUGAAAUCGGAGCAGCCUCUCGGGGAUGUGAGAGAAGAAUUCACUGAAUCGCUGAUGGAGAAUUCAGACCUGCUAGAUAAAGACAUUUUGGGUCUGACCGGACUGAGCGACGUUGCGGACAUCUUGGGAGAUUUGGUUGAAGAAGGGGCGCUCUCGCCCUCCGCGCUCCGUCGCUCUCCUUCGGCGACCUGGGAGAGAAGAAGCAAACCAGAAGAGCAGCGGAGGAGAGCCAUGGUGGAGGAGGAGAGGAAGGAGCUGAGGACCUGGAUGAGGAGGAAGCAGCGAGAGAGACUGGUCGAGUACAACAAACAGAGGACGGAGAAGAGAGAGAGGGAGCGCUUUCCCUUCGCUCCUCCUACUCCACUGAAUUUGUCCUCUAGAGACCUGGCAAUCAACAGGAAAGCUAAAGAGGAGAGAGACAAGGCAGUUCUUCUGGAGCAUCACUCCCAGAGAGCACACGAGGCCUACACGCUUAUCACAGACAUGCUUACCACCCCGCGCGUCCUCCCUGCUCCUUCCAACAGCACCACCGAGACCAAGGCCCACGACUCCCGGCCUGGGAGUCGGACCCGGUUUAAAGGGCCUCUUGGGAAAGGCCAGAGGGGACGAGCGCGCUCUGUUUCGACGCUCGGGAAGACCGUGGUACUGCAGAAGAGAGGCGCAUCAGCUCCACCCGCGACCCUGAGCAGCAAAUUUGGACUUCAUAGACCUGUGAGCGCACUUCCUGGUGACCGGCUGUCCCAGGUCACACGGCGAGGCAUGCUGACCGACCUGAGAGGAAGACCGAAGGUCAAGACAUCCAUCCAGCGCCCCAGACCCGGGUUAAAUAAAUCCCCAACGGAGCUGAGGACUAUAAGACAGCGAGAGGCGUCACGGUUGGAGGACAAAGAUGAAAGGGACGUGGUGAGUCCGUGGAGCGUUCCUCGGGAGAUCCGCAGAAUUCUUGGGCUCGACAGCAGUGCCGAGGAACAAGGCUUGGUGGAUGACGGUGUCGACUGGAAGGACGCCCUUUCCCAAAGCACCAGCAGCAUUCUGAGUAAGAUGGACUGGGCGGCCAUCGAGAGGAUAGCGGCCGGAGAAGGAGACGUCUGACUCGAUGAGAUUCGAGCUAAAACUUUGAAAAGCAUGAAUGUGUGCGCUUUGAGGAGCUGCUACGUGCACCUAUUAGAACUGCUCGUCGUGUGUAGGUUUUGCUUGUGUGUGUGGAUAUAUGACGGACUGUGUGCACAGAAUAAGCACUCUUGUAGCAUUUGAAUAAUUUGUCAGGUGCUUUUAUCAAAUGCUGGAUAUCUUGAUGAUAAAAUUCUAAGGUACAGGCAAAAGUGAACUAGACUGUUGUACUUUUUAUAUAGAACGUAUUGUUAUUGAUGUUGGAUUUCCUGUACGUUCAGCAUUAUCUGGUUUUAAACGCAACGGUACGUAAGUAAAAACAAAGUCCAACGGAAACGAUGCAAAAUGAUCUGAGGCUGCGGUAUAGAAAUUGUAAAUUGUUUUGAUAUGCUUUGCACUGAGUAUAUUUAAUACAAGAUUGUUUUCACA